CCCUGUCGCUCUGUUCCCGCUUAUCUCUCCCGCCUUUUCGGCGCCACCACCUUCUUGGAAAUGAGACAGAGCAAAGGGGAGGGGGCUCAGACCACCACCUCCCCUGGCAGGCCCCAUAAAAGCGACUGUCACUCGGUCCCAGACACCAGAGGAAGCUCAAGACCCAGCAGUGGGACAGCCAGACAGACGGCACGAUGGCACUGAGCUCCCAGAUCUGGGCCGCUUGCCUCCUCCUCCUCCUCCUCCUCGCCAGCCUGACCAGUGGCUCCGUUUUCCCACAACAGACGGGACAACUUGCAGAGCUGCAAGGACAGCUGGACAGAGCUGGAGCCAGGGCCGGCUGGACGGUGAGCGCAACAGUGAUGCCCUUCCCAGCCCCAUGCUCCCCUCCCCAUGCCCAGGCCGGUUACCUGCUCACACUCCCUUCCUUCCCACAGCCCAUGCUCCAGAGGCGAAGGAGGCGAGACACCCACUUCCCCAUCUGCAUUUUCUGCUGCGGCUGCUGUCAUCGAUCAAAGUGUGGGAUGUGCUGCAAGACGUAGAACCUUCCUGCCCUGCCCCCGUCCCCUCCCUUCCUUAUUUAUUCCUGCUGCCCCAGAACACAGGUCUUGGAAUAAAAUGGCUGGUUCUUUUGUUUUCCAAA
Molecule: messenger RNA, 643 nt
Organism: Nomascus leucogenys (northern white-cheeked gibbon)
Lineage: Eukaryota; Metazoa; Chordata; Mammalia; Primates; Hylobatidae
Gene: HAMP
Product: hepcidin antimicrobial peptide
Exons: 2
Coding region: 195-542 (115 amino acids)
Biological process (GO): intracellular iron ion homeostasis
Cellular component (GO): extracellular region
Source: RefSeq, a predicted model, not a curated record